UCUUAACAAACAUUCACAACUCAGUCUCAACCUCGUCGUCUUCUUCAACAUUCUCACCAACCAUACACACACCACAAUCCAGACCCAUGUCUCUCUCUCCUCCUCCUCCUUCGUCCUUGUUGUUUCUAUUCGUUUGUCUCUUCCUUCUCUCCAUUUUCACAGAGCCUCUCUGCUCCUCCCAAUCACUGACCAACUCUUCCUCCUCCGGCCAUCCCCGCCGUCGUAGUAGUAAUCAUCGCCAGCUCUCAGUCGACUACUACUCCAAGUCCUGCCCUGACAUUGAAAACCUCGUCGGCGCCGUCACCUCUCAGCAGUUCAAGCUCACUCCGGUCUCUGCUCCGGCCACCAUCAACCUCUUCUUCCAUGACUGCUUCGUGGAGGGUUGUGAUGCGUCGAUAUUGGUGGCGUCGAAGGGCGGAGGGAAGGCGGAGAAGGAGGCGGAGCAGAACAGAGAUCUGAGAGAAGAAGGGUUCGAGACAGUGAGGAAGGCGAAGGAAUUAGUGGAGAGUAAGUGCCCAGGCGUUGUGUCUUGUGCUGAUAUUCUUGCCAUCGCUGCCAGAGAUUUUGUUCAUUUGGCAGGAGGGCCAUAUUACCAAGUAAAAAAGGGUCGAUGGGAUGGAAAAAUAUCAAUGGCUUCAAGGGUUGGAAACAAUCUUCCUCAUGCUAAUUCCACCGUUGAUCAACUAAUCAAGCUCUUCACCUCCAAAGGCCUAACCCUAGAAGAGAUGGUUGCUCUCUCGGGUGCCCACACGAUUGGGUUUGCCCAUUGUAACCACUUCGUGACCCGGCUCUAUAACUACCAGGCCAGGGGCCAACCCGACCCAAACAUGGAUCCGAAACUCAUGUAUGCAUUGAGGAUGUAUUGCCCCAGCUAUGGAGGUUCAGAUGCUGUGGUUCCUUUUGAUGCCACUACUCCAUUCCUGUUCGACCAUGCCUACUAUGGGAACUUGCAGAAGAAGAUGGGCUUGCUAGCCUCAGAUCAAGCUUUGUUUUCAGAUCCGAGAACGAAGCUGUUGGUCGAAGCUUUGGCAAAAGAUAAGCAGAAGUUUUUCCAAGCUUUUGCGAGUGCAAUGGAGAGAAUGAGUUUAGUGAAGGUGAAGAGAGGGAAAAAGCAUGGAGAGAAGAGGAGAGAUUGUAGUAUACAUGUUUGACUAUAAUUCAAUGUAGUACGUACACAUGAAAAGAGCGAAGUUGUUCUCUGCUUUGCGUUCAUAUAUUAAGGAUUUUGUUUCU
This is a messenger RNA of Prosopis cineraria, 1233 nucleotides long. Its product is annotated as peroxidase 19-like. Gene Ontology annotation, molecular function: peroxidase activity; heme binding. Gene Ontology annotation, biological process: hydrogen peroxide catabolic process; response to oxidative stress. Lineage: Eukaryota; Viridiplantae; Streptophyta; Magnoliopsida; Fabales; Fabaceae. Bases 87 to 1151 code for a protein of 354 amino acids. The transcript has 3 exons. The record is from RefSeq and is a predicted model, not a curated record.